This is a messenger RNA of Piliocolobus tephrosceles (Ugandan red Colobus), 818 nucleotides long. RefSeq lists its product as uncharacterized. NCBI's taxonomy places the organism in Eukaryota, Metazoa, Chordata, Mammalia, Primates, Cercopithecidae. The record is from RefSeq and is a predicted model, not a curated record.
UCAGAGCCCACGGGGACCGGCCUGGGUCACUGCGCAGGAAACGAUGCUGGACUCACAGAGGAGCCCGCGGAGCCCAGGGAUCUGGUCUGACCCAGGAGGGCUUGAGCGGCCGAGGCCCCAGGGGCUUCCUGUGUGACAUCGCAAGCAGACUGAGGCCCAUCAGAGCCGCCCCCGGGCAGUUACCGAGCUCCUGGCAGCUGGGCCGGACGCAGCUUCCUGUGAGCAGAGGAUCAGUCCGGGAGCUUGGAUUCACAUCACAGUCAUGUGCCAGGAUCACACAGUCUGGGGCCCUCACUUUCCUCCCACCAGAUGAUGCCCAGGCUGGGAAGGCACUGAGACCGCAGCAGAGUGGGCCAGGGGGCAGUGAGAGGAGGGGAGGUGGGUGGGCCAGGGCUGGGGCACUAGAGGAGCAGGGGGGGGGCCUGUCAGCCCAGGGGCACCCCAGGACUCAAACCCACAGCCGACCUCACUCUCCUAGGCCUCACUGCAGCUGUGGGAAGGGGAAGCAUGGAGCCCUCCCUCAAGGUCAGCGCAGCGCCUGGCUUCAGCUCAUGACAGUGACCAUCCCUUGCUGCCGCCAUUGCAGUCACUGCCCUGGUGGGCAGCCUGGACCCCAGCUCCACUGCACAUGGAUGGUGUGGUCUUGGGCAGUGCCGAGCUCGGCCUCACGGGCCUGUGGGGAAGGUCACAGGAGGUCCACGUGCCAGGCCCAGCUUUAACGCACAGGGUUACCACCACUGCAAGGUUGCCUUCCCCGUCUUGUACCCGGCCGUCCAUGCCCUCAUCUCAGGGGGCAGGACAAAGGCAAGUGGGACUGA